Papilio xuthus (Asian swallowtail) is the source of this 2190-nucleotide messenger RNA. RefSeq names its product RING finger protein 121. Gene Ontology annotation, molecular function: metal ion binding; ubiquitin protein ligase activity. NCBI's taxonomy places the organism in Eukaryota, Metazoa, Arthropoda, Insecta, Lepidoptera, Papilionidae. Bases 273 to 1166 code for a protein of 297 amino acids. The transcript is spliced from 8 exons. Gene Ontology annotation, cellular component: endoplasmic reticulum membrane; Golgi membrane. The record is from RefSeq and is a predicted model, not a curated record. Gene Ontology annotation, biological process: ERAD pathway.
AAUUUGACAUAAAGUGGCAAAAUGGCAAUUGUCAAUGCAGGUUAUACUUUUUGAUAGCCUGAGUACAGUAAAGAUACCGGAAUUCUAGAUUUACCAAUAAUUAAAUUAUGUAAAUACUAGCUAAAUAUAAGCAAGGUAUUAUCUAAUCGUUGUAAGUUAAUAUAAUUCAAAAAUAACCAUGGAUCUUCACCGGCCUGUUGAUUCUAAUAAGACAUAUGAAGACAUGACAGCAGAAGAAAAAUUACGUUGUCUUCAGAUUUGACCACCAGAAAAUGCAUGAGUUGCAUCGUGGUCACGAGUCCAUGCAUACCACAAUGGUGCUUAUCCUCAUUGUCACACUUGUAGUGGCACAGUUCGUCGUCGUCGAAUGGAAGAAGAGGCACUAUCGAUCUUAUGCUUUUUUAUUUAAUAAUAAAAUUGUCCAGUUCUUUACAAUGGUGUCAAUGUGGUCAAUUCCGUUGGCGCUGAGCUUCAACAAAGGCUGGUGGAGGUUCAUCACAAUAUGGACUGUCUUUACCCUGCUCACGGGUAUUGUUAUAAGGAAGUCCACAGCUAAACCCAUGUCUAAUACUACGCCAAGAUUGGUGUACAAAUGGUUUUACCUAAUAUACAAAGUGAGUUGUUUCCUGGGUAUUGUGGGUUACAUCUUAAUGAUGGCGACGUUUGUUGGUAUAAACACAUUCUUUGGACACAAGCCGCAGCAGUGGAUGGACGUGGCUUUGGUGCUGUUGUUCUAUGGCCUCUACUUCGGAGUGCUAGGCCGGGAUGUGGCUGAAUACUGUACUGAUAAAAUGGCCGCCUCUAUCGGGUACUAUACCAAGGAGGGCAUUCCGACACGACAGUUGGAAAGCAACGUAUGCGCGGUGUGUGGUAACCAGCUGAUGGUGAAUGUCAACGAGGAGGGCAUCCUCGAGAACACGUACAAGCUGCCGUGCGGGCACGUGUUCCACGAGUUCUGCAUCAGGGGCUGGUGCAUCGUGGGCAAGAAGCAGACCUGCCCUUACUGCAAGGAGAAGGUGGAUCUGCGCCGCAUGUUCACCAACCCCUGGGAUCGCCCCCACAUCCUGUACGGCCAGCUGCUCGACUGGAUUCGAUGGCUGGUCGCGUGGCAGCCGCUCAUCCUGUUCCUGGCGCAAGGCAUCAACUGGUUGUUCGGACUAGAAUGAGUCCCCUUACAUUGCAUUAUACAUUUUAGUGACAGUGAUUAUUGUGUUUUAGUGACAGUGUGUAAUGUGAAGUGUUCAAACACAAUCAGAAUUGUUAUUUGGUUAAUUUUGGUGCAGAUUUUUUAAUACUAAACAGAAAGAAAAUGCUUGAAGAUGACAAAAUUGACAACUGAAACAGGUGAGUCCAACAUAGAGUAGAUAAUAACAGAGAGAACAGUGUAUACUUCUAUUACUAAACCUGCACUAAGGGUGUUUAGUAGUCAAUUAAUAACUCUGAUUGUCGCUAAGUGUUUGUGAACUGGCCACUGCUAGUUUUUUCGUCCGUUUUAAUGUAUUUACAAUGAUUUAAUUAUGAAAUAUGCUGAGGCUUUUUGUCAAAACCUUUGUAGACUUAAUGUAGAUUUCCACUGACCAUUUUGCUACUUUUAUAUGGAAUGUGAGAGACAACAAUUUGUUUUUAUACAGAUAUCAAUAGUGGAAAUGCACACUAUUAUUGAAAUCUUUGUUGUAAGUUUCAACUGAAAUUUGUCAUAUUGUCAUGUCCCAAUACAAUUACUGUAGUGUGAACAUACAGUCAAACAUUGUACAUAAAGUGUUCACAUUUAAUGAUAAAGGUUUAUUUACAACAAUAUGUAGAUUGAAUAAGAUGUUGUCACCAAAUUGAUGCCAUGUUGUUGGAAAAUAAGGUCUCUAUAAUAUAGCAAUGGUUAAAAGUAGAUCUCAUUCAUAUAAUUUUUGAGAGCUUAAAUUAUGAAAUCCAUUAGUCUUUUUUUCUUUUUUAACACAACUCACAUAGAAGUAAAGGAAAUGCAUUUUUAAAUAUAAUUUUUUAAUCUUCUAAUUCCCUUUUUUAUUUAUUAUAUAUUUGUUUAUUUAUGAAAUCUCUUCUCAUAUUCUCUUCUGAAACUACUAGUACCAUCUGUUGUAAAUCUUGCUUUAUUUCAUUCUCAUAAUAAUAUUUACAAAUUACACAAUCAAAAUUAAAAUGUUGUUACAUUGUUCCUUUUUCCCUCUCACACGGUUU